AUGUUUCAAGGUCAGUCGUUCUUGAUAGUGGCGUCGCCCGAGUUGAACAGCGAUGAAGCAGCCAAGUUGGAGAGAUUGCUCAAGGAAAAUGACGCGGAAACUGUAUACAUCAAGCAAGAGUCUGACAACAGCCACAACUAUGUCGACACGCCGACGAUAACCCAUAUAGUCUCCCGUUCCAUAGCAUUUGUCGAAUACAGUCAGGCUCUACGGUCAAUGAUCCCCGUCACGACCCCAGAUUGGGUGUUCAAGUCGAUAGAUGAGCUUCAGCUCCAGCCCGUGAAGCCGUAUAACCCCGACCCGGCGUACUUUAUGAAAGACUGCUUCAUAUGCUGUGCUGAUAAUCUACCGCUGGGGGAUAAAGAGCUCAUAUAUGACGCAGUGAGGGCGUUUGGCGGGAAUUACGUUGACAUCUUGUCGAAAUAUACCACGCAUCUCAUCGCGAUGGAUAUGAGUAAUGAAAAAUCGAUUAUUGCGGCAAGUAUCAUGGGCAAUGAAUUCUCCCUGGGACCCUAUAGGGGCAUCAAGAUUGUGUAUCCUCACUGGGUUGACCGUUGCAUUAGCAAGGGUCGGAGGUUGGAUGAGACAAAGUAUUUGGUCCCCGGUGUUGAUCCUUGCUCAAUGGCUACGCCGCGAGCUGACGAUGCGCAUUUGGAGAUUUUGCUCAACGAUUCCUUGCCAAAAAUUGAUAACAAUGAUGAUAAUGAUAAUGACAAUGACAAUGAUGAUGAAGAUAACGAUGAUGAUGACAGUCUGGAUGCAUCUUUGGACUUUUUCAAGGGAAAGAAAAUCCACUUGGGCUCUGAUUUCAACUUGUCGCAACGUUUGCACAGUGCUAUUGAACGUUACAUUGGGAAUUUUGGAGCCAUGGUGGAAAGGGAAUUUAGUCAGGAUAUCGACAUUUACCUUGGCAAGUACCGCGCUGGUGAUGCCUAUGAAAAAAGUAUGAAUAGUGGUGGUGGCAGUAGUGGCAGUGGCCGGAUUCUUGUUGCCAAUCUACAAUGGUUCUUUUCGAUCGUUGUCAGCAAGAAAUGGACAAUACCGCUAAACUCAAACAUUCUUUAUUUCCCCAUGCCUCCUGAGCCAAUAAAGGCUUUCAAGGACCUCAAUAUAUCCAUUACAAAUUACAGCGGUGAAGCAAGAAGCUAUUUAACUAGGCUAAUUGCACUGUUGGGAGCCACAUUUACAAAGACCUUGACUAAAGAUAACGACUAUCUUAUCUGCGCCAAACCGGAAGGUAAAAAAUACGACGCGGCUCGAGCGAGAUGGUUUGAUGAACUCGGGGACCCAGAAGUCAUCGUUGUCAACCAUGUGUGGCUAGAAGACUGUUUUAUCAAGUGGGCCAAAUUGAGUCAUUCUGAUGAAAAGUAUACAAACUUUGGAAGCUCGAUUGGGAUGGAGCCUUUGGUGGGGAGAGUCCACUUGGAUGCCGACUUGUUAACUCCUCGACCGGGUCUCGGCUUGGUUGGUCUGAUCGGGUUGACCGAUUCGAGUAAAGUCGAAGACAGCAUGAGCGAAGAUGAGAGCACCCAACGGCGAUCGAAACGUCAAGCGUCGGUGAUGUCCAGCGUGCGCACUCUCACUAGGAAAAAUACAACUGAUUUGCAAGUUGGCGAUGAAAUUACAAACUUGUCUCUAACGCCCGUGUUUGGGACACCAAAAAGAUCCAAGGAGACUGCUACUCCAAAUCAGUCCGAUUUGACUGUGGACUUGUUGUCCCCCAAGACGCCCGUUGGGUUUGUUGAACCCAUCGGCGGAGCUCAUAGAUACGGAGGGCGCUCGGCAGCAAAGAAAGCGGCAGCUAAAUUGCAUGACAAUAUGAGUGAUUUGAACGCCUACCAGAAAAUGACAAAGAGUAAAAAAGAAAUGAAGCAUUACAUGGACGAGUUGGAAGUGUCAGUGGCAACCAAACGGAGACAUCAGGAUCCUAUGCAAAGCAACGUCGACAACGUGAACCCAGCUGAAGAAGAAAAACUACUGGAGGAGGGCAAGAAGCGGCGACGAAUGGAUGAAUGUUCAAUCGUGGCUAUUUUGACUGGUUGCGAACUGGACGUCGUGUUGGAUAGAAACGAUUAUUUCAAACUUGAAACCGUGGGUAUAAAAAUAAUCCAGGAUGUGAGCAAGGUCAGGCCCAAUACAUUGAUUGCACCAAAGAUCCUACGCACGGAGAAGUUUUUGCGCAGCUUGAGCACUGUCGACAAGAUUGUCCAUCCUUCCUACAUUGUUCACGUUUUGGAAAACAUCGAGAAUGGUUACGAUGUCUUGAACCGGGUCCAAAUAGAAAAUUACCGGCUAGAUAAGUGUAAUUCCACCGUGGAAGCUGACUUGGAUCUAAGGUCAUUAUUGAAAAAAUCAAGUGUGCGUGGCAAGUUGUUUGCCGAUAUCGAGUUGAAUCUCAGCAGCAACUUGAACGGUGGCCUUGAUGUAAUUGCACGGAUUUUAAAUGACCACGGCUUGAAAAAUUUCAAAGAAGUCAAAACGGUACCGCCACCGGGCAAAAAGAGCCACCAGAUGCUUGAAUGUGAAAUCAACGGCUCGAAGUUGUCGAUUUUGAUUGCGAACAAGACCAAAGAUUCCAAACUCACCAAGGCCUUUAGAAAAUCCGUUGACAACGGUAUAGUCUUGAGUUGGGAUUGGUGUGUCAAGUCGAUUUUCGCAAUGCAGAUCCAGUCCGUGGAUGAAUUCCAGCUAUGA
This is a messenger RNA of Lodderomyces beijingensis, 2694 nucleotides long. The record is from the annotation of a GenBank genome assembly. Lineage: Eukaryota; Fungi; Ascomycota; Pichiomycetes; Serinales; Debaryomycetaceae.